AUUUGCUUCCGCUAAAUUACGUCAGCCACCUCAUCAAUCAUGCUCUGUGGAGGCCGGCGAGACAGACGUGGAGGAGACACUCGCUAUCAUUCAUACCCCUUUGUCUGCUGGCAACUUCGAAAGCAUGGACGAGCCACCUCACAGGGUAGCAGAUGCUUAUGAGGGAGCAGGAGAGAGCUCUGGUUAUCCGAAUGCUUCACCUCCACUCAGUACAGCUUUCCAACGGCAUCAUCAACCGACUCACACACCUACAGGUGAGGAUAUCGACCCCUUUUCGAGGCGACGUCCAGUCAACUCUGGAGCCGGCCCGAGUUCAAGGACUAUCCCAACUCGGCGAGACAUUCAAGGAGAGCUGAAUGACGAGAACUCCGUUUGGCUCUGCAUCGCCACGCCAUACAAUGACAUCGAGGGGUCACAGGGCCGCCGAGCCAGUCGAGUCGCUCGAGAUCGCCUUAUCGCUCAGAUCAAAGAUGAUAUUGCGUCUGGAAAUUGGGAUGGAAGCGUCUGGGAGCGAGAUAAGAUGAGGUUGGUAUGGCAAGGACGUAUUGUCAGAGAUGAGGAAAGCAUAGGCAGCGUCGUUGGCAAACCUCGAGAUCCUUCCCAACAUCAUACGCUUCAUCUUGUCGGCCGACGCAGACCGGGCUUAUCUCGUCGUCCGACCCCCUUGCCAAUACCAGAGCCUUCUCAGGAACCGCAGACUUCCGGACCUUCUUCCCCUAUCCAGCGCUCAACGCCCCAGAAUAGACAUUCAAGAGCAUUAGAAGACACCGUACAUUUCCUUCUCUUCCUCGCUCGUCGUCAUCUGUGCUUGUUCUUAGGACGCGAUCCUAUCAACUGGGAGGAUAUGAUUCCACCGCCUGUCGUCGAGGAGACAAUGGCGAGAAGCGCUAUCAUAUCCGUAGUCCGGGCGAUUGCCUUUGAGCAAGGGGAGAAUGUCUGGGUUGAAUGCCAAAAGGCUUUCGAGGAGGAUCAGGAGGCAACAUGGAAGAGCCUUGGACGCCGAGGUCUAGAAGAGGAAUUGAAGCUGAUGUGGAAAGCGAAUCUGGGUCGCGAGUGGCUUGAGGGUCCGAUUGGGGAGACUGUAUUCGUUGAAUUCGACGGGGCGACUCGAGAGCUUAAUCUCCCUCCAAUGGCAGCCAUGUCACCGCAACAGCUUUGCCACUUACUACAAUACCUCCGCAUCACAGCACUCCUGCCGUGCCUGAACCACCUUCUCGAGCAAUCAUCCAUCCCACCUCCUCCUGUGCCAACACCGACUAUCCGAAUCCAAGUUCCUACUGAAAGUCAAGGCGAGAGGGAGAUUCUCCGUCUCCACAUCCGUUUUCAUAUGCCCUCCAUCUCCUUGUCCCUCUUAUCGCACGCUGCUUUCUCCGCCAUCAAGAUCAGCGCAAUGCUCUACAUGAUGUGCGCAAGUAUGAAGCGGACAGAUAUGCGAUUAUGGAUUAUUGUUGGCGCCGCCGUAGGUUGGUGGAUCGCCGAUGUCUGGUAUGAGCUCCGUCAGGAACAAGCGAGACGACCUCGGCCACCGCUAGCGCAACCUCAGGCAGGUGUCGACGGAGCGCAGCAGGCACAACCCAAUGCUCCUGCAGAUCCGGGAGCGCCGCCGAAUGUGCGCGCGCAGGCAGAUGCGCCUAGAAAUUGGCAAGCCGUUCCUGGUCGUGUGCGACAACAACGAGACCAGACGCCGUUGAGCGUCAUCUCCCAGAGCAUCCCCCUGCUUCACUUGAAUACGGAUGCGGAACAGCUUCAUCUCAAUGGACAACCAUACCGGACCCCUCUGGCCAGGCCGUGGCGAAUCGUAACGCAGCUCUUGCUCCCUAUAGCGUUGUGGUUCAUCACAUUGAUACCUGAGUGGGAGGCUAUUCGAGCGCGUGCGAUUCGGAGACGAGAACGAUCAAUGCGGGUUCUCGUGGGCGAGAUGUCUGCUGCGCCGUCACCUGUUCAAGAGACAAUUCCUCUUCCCGAGGAGGAGACAGAAGACUUAUCCGAGGAGGCCCAGGGGUCGGAGGAACAUACUCAAGCUGAGAACAUUGAUCAACCUACGACCGAAUCGCGGCCCACCAUCAGGGUCUACCCUAUCGGACUGAACGCAGUAGCCAAGCGGUACUACGAGAGAGUCAUGGAACGCGGAGAAGGCAUCGACUGGGAAGAAGAGCGAGAAGCACAACGAGCGAUGGGCAUCGGAGAGGAAGAGGAGCGAGAAGGCGGUGGGAUGAGGAUGGGUAUGUUGUAAAUAUCUACAUGACAAAAUGGUUG
Kockovaella imperatae is the source of this 2256-nucleotide messenger RNA. RefSeq lists its product as hypothetical. Bases 125 to 2233 code for a protein of 702 amino acids. Lineage: Eukaryota; Fungi; Basidiomycota; Tremellomycetes; Tremellales; Cuniculitremaceae. Gene Ontology annotation, biological process: endoplasmic reticulum unfolded protein response. The transcript has 3 exons. The record is from RefSeq and is a predicted model, not a curated record.